Messenger RNA from Dinoponera quadriceps, 1996 nucleotides. RefSeq names its product dihydrolipoyl dehydrogenase, mitochondrial. Lineage: Eukaryota; Metazoa; Arthropoda; Insecta; Hymenoptera; Formicidae. The record is from RefSeq and is a predicted model, not a curated record. Gene Ontology annotation, cellular component: oxoglutarate dehydrogenase complex; mitochondrion. The transcript is spliced from 7 exons. The coding region runs from base 83 to 1609 and encodes 508 amino acids. Gene Ontology annotation, molecular function: dihydrolipoyl dehydrogenase (NADH) activity; flavin adenine dinucleotide binding.
AUAACACCGGUCGAGGCUGUACGUUCACUGCCACCGACCUUUUCUUUUACUGUACCGGGACCCGUGGUAAACUUCGAUAAAUAUGAUGCAAGCCAGCCUUUGGAAUUUAGUGACCACCAACGUCAGACCAACAUGCAUAAAGCGUAUUCUCCCGGGUAUGACAGCUACCCAGCAGCGCAGGUAUGCCAGCACACUGGACGCAGAUCUAGUGGUGAUCGGAUCCGGUCCUGGUGGUUACGUAGCUGCGAUCAAAGGAGCACAGUUGGGGAUGAAGACGGUCUGCGUGGAGAAGAACCCGACCCUGGGCGGCACAUGUCUCAACGUCGGAUGCAUUCCGUCCAAGUCGCUUCUAAAUAACUCACACUACUAUCACAUGGCACACAGCGGUGACCUGGCAAACCGUGGCGUUGUCGUAUCAAACGUUCAGCUCAACCUCAGCAAGUUGAUGGAGCAGAAGACGAACGUAGUGAAAGCUCUGACCGGUGGUAUAGCGGGUCUCUUCAAGAAGAACAAGGUCGAGUGGAUCAAGGGUCAUGGGAAAAUCACCGGUAAGAAUCAGGUGGCUGCGCUGAAGUCUGACGGAUCGGUGGAAACUACCAUCAACACCAAGAACAUUCUGAUCGCGACCGGCAGCGAGGUCACACCUUUCCCUGGCAUCGAGAUCGACGAGAAUCAAGUUGUAUCCUCGACAGGUGCCCUCUCACUGAGCAAAGUCCCUGGGAGGCUCAUUGUCAUCGGAGCUGGUGUCAUCGGCUUGGAGUUGGGCUCAGUCUGGCAGAGGUUGGGCUCCGACGUAACGGCAGUAGAGUUUCUGCCGACGAUCGGCGGUAUGGGCAUCGACGGGGAGGUUAGCAAAACCAUGCAGAAAAUCCUUGCCAAACAGGGCCUGAAGUUCAAGCUGGGUACGAAGGUCACGAGCGCUUCCAGACGGGGCAACGAGAUCGUGGUGUCCGUCGAGGACGCGAAGGACCCCAGCAAGAAGGAGGACAUAGUGUGCGACGUGUUGCUGGUGUGCGUCGGCAGGAGGCCAUACACGAACAACCUGGGUCUGGAGGACAUGGGCAUCGAGAGGGACGAGAAAGGCAGGAUACCGGUCAACAAUCGAUUCCAGACUGUAGUGCCCAGCAUUUUUGCCAUCGGGGAUUGCAUUCAUGGUCCGAUGUUGGCUCACAAGGCCGAGGAUGAGGGUAUCAUUACAGUGGAGGGUAUUGCUGGAGGCGCGGUUCACAUAGACUACAACUGCGUGCCGAGCGUGAUAUACACGCACCCUGAGGUGGGUUGGGUCGGCAAGACGGAGGAAGAUCUGAAGAAGGAGGGCAUCGACUUCAAAAUCGGCAAAUUCCCGUUCAUGGCGAAUUCCCGGGCGAAAACGAACCUGGAGACGGACGGUUUCGCCAAAGUGCUCGCCGACAGCAACACGGACAAGAUUUUGGGCGUUCACCUAAUCGGGCCGACCGCGGGCGAGCUUAUCAACGAGGCGGUUCUCGCGAUGGAGUAUGGCGCCAGCGCGGAAGACGUUGCGCGUGCAUGCCACGCACAUCCGACAUGCGCCGAGGCACUACGGGAGGCACACUUGGCAGCCUACAUUGGAAAACCCAUCAAUUUUUAAGUUCCCGCGCGGGAUAAGCAAAUCGUUACACCCAUCAGUCCGUAUUCUAUCGCGCAUUUAGUACUUAAAAAUGCGACCGCUGCCGAAUACGUGGAGAGUUCACAUUCUGUACGCGCUCUACGCGCUAAAUGCACGACGAAAACGCGGUCCGUUUGACGCUCGUCGUAGCCUCGAUCUAGUCUACGUAUCAAACGUCACGCAUACCGCACAAACUUGACAUUCGCUGCGCAUCCUCGCUCUUGAUCGCAGGAAAACAAAAUCUUAUUUACAGUUGUAAAUAAAAAUUAUCUACUACUAUCCGAAACUGGCUUUGUAUUAAAUUUAUCUCUAUCGGGUGAAACUGUCGCAUUUAUUGAAAAUAAAAGGAAAGUUCUGUGUUGGUACCAA